Molecule: messenger RNA, 1498 nt
Organism: Ictalurus punctatus (channel catfish)
Lineage: Eukaryota; Metazoa; Chordata; Actinopteri; Siluriformes; Ictaluridae
Product: tripartite motif-containing protein 16
Exons: 4
Coding region: 1-798 (265 amino acids)
Molecular function (GO): protein binding
Source: RefSeq, a predicted model, not a curated record
AUGAUCAGCUCCAUGGAGAAAAAGUGCUCGGAGAUGACGGAGCUGAUCAGAGCUCAGGAGAAGAGUUUCCAGUCUCUCUGUGUCUCUUCUGCACGUGAGGAUUCACCCAGCAGCACUGUCCAUCAACAUCUCUCAUUUGAUGGAGUGAGGAAUUCUCUGUCAGAUCUGAAGAAGAGACUCGAGGAAUUCUGUGAGGAGGAAUUCAACAAAAUCUCUUCACAUGCUACAGCAGUUUCACCAUCAGAGCCAAAGAGCAGAGAAGAUUUUCUGAAAUGUUUCUGUUAUCUGACUCUGGAUCCCAACACAGCAAAUCAUUUCCUCAUUCGGUCUGAGAAGAACAGAGCGAUGACAUUCAGUGUGAAAAAUCAGCAGUACUCUUAUCAUCCAGAGAGAUUUGACUCCUGUUGUCAGGUGUUGUGUAAGGAGAGUGUGUGUGGAUGCUGUUACUGGGAGGUGGAGUGGAGCGGUGAUGGUGUGUACAUCUCAGUCACAUAUAAAGACAUCAGGAGGAAAGGACGGGGUAAACAGUGUGUGUUUGGACUCAACAAUCAGUCCUGGAGUCUGUGCUGUUCUUCUUCUUCUCUCUCUUUCUGUCACAGCAACAUUAAAACUGAUCUCAGAGUUCCAUCAUCCUCCAGAAUAGGAGUGUAUGUGGAUCACAGUGCAGGAAGUCUGUCCUUCUACAGCAUCUCUGACACGAUGAAGCUCCUCCACAGAGUCCACAGUACAUUCACUCAACCUCUAUACGCUGGGUUUUGGGUUUCUAAAGGAAAUGUGAGGUUGUGUGACCCAAAAUAACAGCAGAUACAAUUAAUCUGUCUUUGAAACUUUAUUAUUGUUUAUGAUUGAAACUUUGGUAAAUUUGGUAUAAACAAUUUGAUUCUCUAAUAAACUCUAAUAGAGCCUCACACAGCUAAAAUAAUAACUCAAUGUCUGGGGUAACUGUGUUAUUUGAUGAAUUAGAAGUAAAUAUCCACAUCUUUUGAAUAUAUGUGUUAAUUAGAAAUGAUGAAUAUUUUACUAACUGCUUAUUUUUGUCGAGUAAUUCAGUUCGGUUCACUGAAAUGAUUUGAUUCCUUACUUAUUGACGAGACUCACUUUACCAAGACAACAUGACACCAACCAGGACUCACAAGUUUUAUCAAAAGUUUGGAGUGAGAUUAUCUGUUAGAGGAGGAGCCACUCAAAUAUUCGCAGCAGCGGCCCCUUGGCUCCACCCAAUUCUCUCAAGUUUUUGCUAGCAGUUCAAUUUGACCUUUUGUUCAUAACUGACCAGCACAAAUAGAAAUGAUAACAAUUGGUAAAUCUGACAAAAGACAAUUUCAUCCAAAUUAAAUAAAUUGUUUCAUAUAUUAAAAAAAAAAUACAAACGUACCAAAAAUAAAAAUAAAUUUGGCCCCAAAUGAGCAAACUGAACAGCAGUGCUCAAUGUACACAUACAGUAGGAUUACAGAACUUUCCCUGAGCAUGUAUGUCAAGCUGUGUGUGUGUGUGUGUG